AACGCGCACGCGCGCUGGGGUACGGCCCGGGCCGAGCGCGCGGCACCACUGCGGGUGACUUAGCAUGCACAUACCCAUGCUCUGAAGUGCGGUCCCUCUACGGACAUGGCCCACCGGGGUGCGGAGAGGGACUUCCAGACUUCUGCGCGCCGCAUGGGCACCUCGCUGCUCUUCCAGCUUUCAGUGCACGAGAGGGAGCUGGACCUGGUUUUCCUGGAUCACAGCUAUGCCAAGCCAUGGAGUGCCCACCCAGAUGCCAGCAGUGCUCGCCCCACCCGCAUGCUCUUUGUUACUCCCCGGAGGCAGCAUGAAAGUACCAUUGAAUCGGACGUCCCGAUAGAUGUAGAGACAGUCACGUCGACUCCCGUGCCGCUCUAUGACAAUCAGAAGGCACGCAGCGUGAUGAACGAGUGUGAACGACAUGUCAUCUUUGCCAGGACCGAUGCGGAUGCCCCUCCCCCACCGGAGGACUGGGAGGAGCACGUCAACAGGACUGGAUGGACACUGGCCCAGAACAAGCUAUUCAACAAGAUCCUCAAAGCCUUGCAGUCUGACCGGCUUGCUCGCUUGGCCAACGAAGGGGCUUGCAAUGAGCCAGUGCUUCGCCGUGUUGCCGUGGACAAGUGUGCAAGGAGAGUGCGCCAGGCUCUGGCAAGCGUGAGCUGGGACACCAAGCUGAUCCAGUGGCUGCACACCACCCUAGUAGAGACCUUGAGUUUGCCCAUGCUGGCUGCCUACCUGGAUGCUUUGCAGACACUGAAAGGGAAGAUGUCUUCAGCCCGCUGUCUCCAGGAUGAGGUGUGGCACGUGAAAACCUUCAGCUUGUGGUUGAGUCAUAGCAAACUCCCUGGCUCUCCUCUGAUUCUCAUUGCCUCCUCCGGCCCCUCCAGCUCCGUGUUCCCCACCUCACGCCGCCACCGCUUCUGGCAGUCUCAGCUCUCCUGCUUGGGCAAGGUCAUCCCUGUAGCUACCCAUCUGCUGAACAACGGCAGUGGGGUCGGCGUCCUACAGUGUCUUGAGCACAUGAUCGGGGCCGUGAGAAGCAAAGUGCUGGAGAUUCACAGCCAUUUCCCGCACAAACCCAUUAUCUUGAUUGGCUGGAAUACAGGAGCUUUGGUGGCCUGUCACGUGUCAGUAAUGGAGUACAUCACUGCGGUUGUCUGCCUUGGGUUCCCUCUGCUGACCGUGGAUGGCCCCAGAGGGGAUGUGGAUGAUCCCCUCUUGGAUAUGAAGACUCCAGUCCUCUUUGUCAUUGGUCAGAAUUCCCUGCAGUGCCACCCGGAAGCCAUGGAGGACUUCCGGGAGAAGAUCCGGGCUGAGAACAGCCUGGUGGUGGUCGGGGGAGCUGAUGAUAACCUCAGAAUAAGCAAAGCAAAGAAGAAAUCAGAAGGGUUGACUCAGAGCAUGGUGGACAGGUGUAUUCAGGACGAGAUAGUGGACUUUCUGACUGGAGUACUUACCCGUGCUGAAGGGCACGUGGGCUCCGAGCCCCGGGAUCAGGAUGCGGAGAAGAAGAAGAAACCCCGUGACGCAGCCCGCAGAGACCUGGCCUUUGAAGCCCCUGAGCGGGGCAGUCGACCUGCGUCCCCAGCUGCCAAGCUGCCCGCCUCACCCUCGGGCUCGGAGGAUCUCUCCAGUGUGUCCAGCAGCCCCACCUCCAGCCCCAAGACCAAAGUGACCCCAGUGACCUCUGCCCAGAAGUCCAGCCAGGUGGGGAGCUCUCAGUUGCUCAAGAGACACAUGCAGCGGACAGAAGCUGUGCUGACCCACAGACAAGCCCAAGCACAGUUUGCUGCUUUUCUGAAACAAAGCAUGCUGGUGAGGAGAGCUGUCCCUCCCGGCUCCUCCUCCUGUCUCUUCGUUCCCAUUUCAUCAGAACAAACGGAGGAAGCAGAGAAAGAUGAUCUCAGGGUGCAGCUGAAGCGGCACCAUCCCUCCAGCCCUCUUCCUGGCAGUAAGGCCUCCAAGCGACCGAAGAUCAAGGUGUCCCUUCUCUCCCAUGGGGACACAGGCGGAGGUCCAUGUGCUCCUUCCCAGGGAGGAGCCGCAGAAGUGUCAGGAGGGAAGCCCAUCACCAUGACCUUGGGGCAGGCGUCAGGGGCCAAGGAGCUCACGGGGCUUCUCACCACAGCCAAGUCUAGUGCUUCUUCUGAAGGGGGGCUCUCAGGCAGCCCCGCCUCCUCAGCGGUCUCCAGCAGCCCUGCGCCCAGCGCUUUGCACACGCUCCAGAGCCGCUUGGUGGCCACCUCUCCAGGCACUUCCCUUCCAGGGGCCACAUCGGCCAGCAGCCUCCUCCAAGGCCUCAGCUUCAGCUUGCAGGACAUCAGCAGCAAGACCUCUGGCCUCCCAGCAAACCCCUCCCCAGGGCCAGCCCCACAGGCCGCCAGUAUGAAGUUGCCCACCCCCAUGCAGAGCCUGGGUGCCAUCACCACGGGCGCCGGCACUAUCGUCCGAACCAUUCCUGUGGCCCCCACUCUCUCCUCCUUGGGUGCCACUCCUGGUGGGAAGCCCACAGCCAUCCACCAGCUGCUGACCAAUGGGGGCCUCGCCAAGUUGGCAAGCAGCCUCCCUGGCCUGGCCCAGAUCUCUAACCAAGCAUCAGGCUUGAAGGUUCCAACCACCAUCACACUGACGCUGCGUGGCCAGCCGAGUAGGAUCACCACGCUGAGCCCCGUGGGCUCAGGCGCUGCCCGUUCAGAGGAGCCCGCCUCCCAGCCUCUGCCCUCUGGCUCACAGCGCCUGCCUCCAGCGCCCUGAAGGUGCCUGCGAUAUGCCCCCUCUACCAGGUUGGUGAUGGUUGCCUGGCGGUGUGCCGUAGGCACAUGUGCUGUCCUGCUGAGCUGUCUGCCUACUGAAGACCUCUUUCAGAUAAGUCAUUUUUGCCUCCCUGUCAACUGUCUUCAGGGUUGGGCCUCUGGAUCUCGUGAAACCAUCAGGCUAGGUGAUACGAUGCCAGCAAGGGAGCACCGCCCUCCCGGAUCUACAAGUCUGGUCCCCAGACCCCCAGCUGCCUCAGCAGAUUUGACCGUGCAUGGAUCAGAGGCACUUCCUCCCCCUCAUUCGCUGUGACUUGACCCAAGUGUCAGUGUUGGACUGCUCACUGCCUUUAAUAAAGGAGUUUCCAUUUGGAAGUCUGUGCUACCUGCGUGCCAAGUUGGGAGGAGAAGUCCGUGUGCUCUGGGCUGUGGGAGUCAGGACUGAGAGCUCUUUGCUGAGGACCAGGUGUUCAGGCCAGAGGGCUUGUUUUGGACAUCCGUUGCCUUCACUCAGCAGUCAUGGGAGAACGGGCCCCAUGCAACCCCCUCUUAGAAACCACAGCAAAUACUGAGCUGAGACCUGGGAACUCCAGUUUUCACAUCAGGCAAAGUGAACUGGGCUGCAGUCUCCUGGCCCUUUUGGCCGCCCUGGGUGUGGGGAUCAGUAGCGCCAGGAGGUAAAAACUGGUCCCUUCUUCUCACCGUGCUUUGGGGAGUUCUGUAUGCAGAGGGCCUGCAGGUCCAGAAAGGCCAGAGAAGAGGAAAGGAGCAGUAACUGAAGCAGCUUGAAGGUCCUGUGGUGGGAUGAUUUGCGCUUGGGGCUUUGCCUGUAACACCGUGGUGUUUAAACCAAAGGAACAGUUCAUUCAGCGGGAUGCGAGAGGUAGAAUUUGCCACGUCAGAGGGAAGAAGCCCCAGCCCUUGAGAUUUCUGUCUCCAGUGACUGGAAAUGAAGCAGGUAUAACCAGCUAAGCUCACAUCUUGGCCGUCCCAGAAAGCUUGGGGAUCGAGACCCCAAAGGCCAUGUUCAGUGUUCUGUUUCUAUUCCACGUGACUUUUUCUUCCUGCUCGGAGGUGGGAAGAUUACUGGCAGUGCUUCUCCUUCGCAGAGCUCUUGGUACCAGCCUGAGCCUGGAGAUAGAGGUCCCUGGAGAAGUGGUCGUGAAGAUGGUUCUCCGAGCCCUCCCUCCUCCUCAUAGCACCUGUCUGCAUACUCAGUCUUAGGUUUGGCUUAGGACUGGUCCUCCAGAGCACAUGCAAGGUGAUAAGACAAACCAAGUGUGACUCUCCCGUGUCCUUUUCUGCAGGUGGGGAGGGCCCACAGCCUGCCGUGGCUGGAAUUGCAGCUGGGCUCCUGUCCCACAGUGCUGUGUGUCUGAGCCAGGUCACCUGCACGGGCAGCCAGGAGGGAGCUCAUCUCUGCAGGAGUCUCGGACGAGACAGACUGGUUGCUGCAGGCAGGGACGGCGAGAAUGUGUGUGAUGGGAGAGGAUUGGGCUCCCUAAACACCAUACCAUUGCUCCUCAGCAGUCACUCACACAGAAAAUUAGGCUGCAUGUUUGUGUUAGCUAGUAGGUACCUGCUUUCUGAAACUCAGGAGGUGUGUAGUAAAUUGGAGAAAGGUAUGAAAUCUGAAGGAGGCUUCCAGGGCUCGGGUUCGACAGCUUUGCAGGUAGGACAGUAGCACACCAGCAGGAACGAGAAUGGUAUUGGGCUCUGUGAAGAUUGUAGGAAUCAGGACAGGCAGAGGGCCCUGCAGCGCCCAUUCCUGAAAGUGCAGCCUGGGCAGUGCAGAGAGGCAUGUGCCAAGGCCAGAGGAAACCACAAAUGUCCUGCCUUUGUGGAGAAACCUAGUACUCUUCCCAUCGACGCCUCCUGAGCCUGGGCUGUACUGCUCAGAGUGCUGAAAUAAAGUACUCUGCGUUCACACAGUGGACCUGGAGCCCAUGACCUCAGGAGGCGAUACUGCUGGUGGAAAACUUUUGUUCAAGGAUCAGAAAGGUUUUCGUUUAAUUCCUGGCUGACAGAUGCACGUUGAUGCCCCAUGGAAGGCGUCCUUGGGCUUUGAGAAGAGGUCAGUGAAGGGGAAAGACCUUUGGUGCCCCCCGCGGCCCCGCCACUAGGACAGUCUCGGGCUGGAUGGGCUCUGGAGCAGAGCUGUGCAAGAGUUCCGUUCUUACACUGGCAAAAACGAUUUAAAAAAAAAUAAAGCCAGCCUUUGGAUUGCUUCAGCUUGUUUUCCAUUGACUUCUCUCAUGUUUGUCCUAGUAAUAAACCCAGUGAAGCUGGCACAGAAAGGAAAGCUAACAUAGGGUGGCUGGCGGUUGCCUUAUUGGUGGCACACAUUCAUUUAACCCUGUGAGGUGGGUGCUGUAGUUACCUUUUUACAGGUGAAGGAACUGAGGCACAGAGAAGUCACACAGAAAGUGGCGGAAGCAGACGAGAACCCAGGCUGCCUGGUGCCCAGUACCUGUUUAUCCUUGGCACUGUGCUGGGGUUCUGAGGCGAAGGUCUGACAUGGAGAUUAGCCCAGGAGGUGAGGCGCUGGUGGCUUGGCCAACAUGUGACCCUUGUCAGUUGGGCUUCCACCAGGCCUGGAAUAAUUGCUACUGGCAUGUGGGGCUCUGGCUGGGCCUGCAGUAGCUGGGGCUCCUUGACCUCGGCCCUUUUGCACAUCCUAUACCACCACCAAAAAUAAAGACUUAGGGACGAAUGAAUGAAUUCCAACAUCCAGAUUAUUCGUGAACUUGUAUCCAAGUGGACUUUCCUUCCAGUCCUUCAAUUCCAGGUCCCCACACUUGGCAUUGGAACCCUCUCGGGGGAGGCCAUGGUUUGGCUAGAGUGCUUGGGAGCGUCUAGCGCACCUGGGCACAUCUCCAUCUCCCUUAGCGUGGUACCUGAUGUACUCUCUCCCUCUCAGCUCUAGUCUCCGACUGCGUGAGUCAGGUGAGAUGAGAGAUGAGGAAGAGAUUGCUUAAAAUGACAGCUUUCUUAAACCUAGGAGUGUGAGAGACAGGGCCAUAGCAAGUGUGGAGGCACACAAGUCUUUGUUAUCUUUUCAUCUCUUUUUCUAAGCGUAUGUUUUGGUCAGGAUCGUUGUAAGAAGCAGAAACCCAUUCACCACCAAAACAGCUCUGAAAGCGAGUAUUCUCUCAAUAGGCAUUCUCCGUUUCUGCCACUUACCUCACGACCUUAGCUGGCUCAGCGUUGCCAGGACUUUUCAGCUGCAGAGCCCUCCAGGGACAGCACGUCCUUGUCUUUCGGUUCAAAUUCUGAAGACAGUAAGCCUGGUUGGCACAGUCCCACUCCUGGGUUGUUGUCCCCUCCCACCCCAUCUAAUAGUUUCUGGAGGAUGGAGUCAUGCUGUUCAUAUUAUUAUUCUUUCCAAGAAAAGAGUAGAAGGGUUAAAAAAGAAAACAAAAUUGUGCAGAGCUGUUAGGAUGUGUGGUUUUUUAAAAAAACUUUUUGUUUUGAAAUUUGCGGGUAGUUGCAAAGAUAGCACAGAGAGGCCUCAUGUACCCCUCACCCAGUUUCCCCCAGCGGU
Molecule: messenger RNA, 6300 nt
Organism: Trichechus manatus latirostris (Florida manatee)
Lineage: Eukaryota; Metazoa; Chordata; Mammalia; Sirenia; Trichechidae
Gene: KANSL3
Product: KAT8 regulatory NSL complex subunit 3
Exons: 22
Coding region: 106-2757 (883 amino acids)
Biological process (GO): positive regulation of transcription by RNA polymerase II
Cellular component (GO): NSL complex
Source: RefSeq, a predicted model, not a curated record